Messenger RNA from Rubroshorea leprosula, 1948 nucleotides. Lineage: Eukaryota; Viridiplantae; Streptophyta; Magnoliopsida; Malvales; Dipterocarpaceae. The record is from the annotation of a GenBank genome assembly.
AUCCCUUAUCGUGCCGUGGAUCUUAUUGUUUUCUUUGGGGUUCUCAUUAUCUUGGAAUCAGAGCAUCAGAUCCCUAAAUCAGGUUUCAAUCAUGUCAAGCGGUGAUGACAGAAACACCAAGUGGAUGAUUCCUUCAUGCUCAAAGCAAUGCAACAAUAAUUUCAGAGGCUAGACAUCAUGUUUGGUGAAAUUAAAGACAAAAUGGAGAAGCAAGAUGCAGCCAUUGCCAAGUUAUACCAAAUACAGAAUGGAAGUCCAAAUUUGUAUAAGCAUGAUCUUGAUGACAAUGAUGAAGAUGCAAUCAAUGAUGAAGAUGCAAUCAAUGAUGAUGCCCAGAACUCAAAUUUCAGCAUGGACAGAUUUAUGAGAGGGAGACCAUGGCAAUAUGAUAGGAGGGUAACACAUGAUGGCUUCAAAAAUCGCUAUUCAUUUGUCAUGGAGGGGAAAACAAUUACUCCUGCACCAUUGAGUCCAAGGCAGGUUUAUGAGGAUCAACUGAGAGUAAAAAAGGAGAGUGAGCUGAGAAAUGAGAGUGAGCUUGAGGAUGCUUAUUUCAACACUAAUGAACUUAAUGAUUCUUUGCCUAGUGCUGUUAAAUCUCUUUUGCAGGACUUCAAGGAUGUGUUUCCAAAUGACGUUCCUAAACCACCAAUAAGAGGAAUCGAGCAUCAAAUUGACUUCAUUCCUGGGGGUGUUGUUUCAGCUGAUGGAAUCACAGUAGAUGAAGAAAAGGUUAAGGCUAUUAAAGAAUGGCCGACACCUAAAAAUGUUUCUAAGGUGCGGAGUUUUCAUGGUUUGGCGAGUUUCUACUGGAGAUUCAUCAAGGAUUUCAGCACAAUUGCAACACCGUUAACUGAUAUUGUGAAAAAAAGUGCUGGAUCUAAGUGGGAAAGUGAACAGGAGAAUGCUUUCAAUUUAAUUAAGGAAAAUUUAAUUUCUGCACCGUUACUUGCUUUACCUGAUUUACUAAAACUUUUGAAAUUGAAUGUGAUGCAUCAGGAGAUGUAUGCAUUGGGACAAGGUAAGUUGAAUAGACGACAUGCUAAGUGGGUGGAAUUCCUUGAGACGUUUCCCUAUGUGAUCAAGUAUAAGCAAGGAAAGGAAAACAUUGUGGCUGAUGCAUUAUCUCGUAGGUUCUUGAAGAUGGCACACUUCAUUCCAUGUCAUAAAACCGAUGAUGCAACUAAUAUUGCUGAUCUGUUCUUCAAGGAGGUUGUUCGUUUACAUGGUGUUCCAAGGACUAUUGUUUCUGAUUGUGAUGUUAAGUUCUUGAGUUACUUUUGGAAGACCUUGUGGGGAAAGUUGGGAACUAAGCUAUUGUUUUCAACUACUUGUCAUCCACAAACUGAUGGACAAACAGAAGUGGUUAAUAGGACGUUAUUGGGUUUGGGUGCAUAUGCGAAAGGAGCGAUUCCUGCACAAAGGCAUUCUAAGCUGCAACCAAGAGGCGAUGGACCAUUUCAAGUGAUUGCGAGGAUUAAUGGCAACGCAUACAAGUUGGAGCUUCCUGGUGAUGAUUUGAGGACAAAUCCUUUUGAGGAGAGAGGGAAUGAUGGGAAUCAAGAUGACAGCAUAUCUGCUAUGUCAUGUGAUCCAUUACACACCCAAGGAGGUCCAGUCACGCGAGUUAGAGCUAAGAAGAUGCGUAAAGUUUUAAAUGGCCUUAUUGAGCAGAUCUGGGUUGAAAACAACAUACAACAAGCAAAUCGAAGCUUGGAUGAUUAUCAAGGCAUGGUAAACAUCAUUCAGGUUCAAGAGAAGCUUAGUUGAGGUCAUUUGCACGGAAUUACACAGUUUGCGUCAAAAUUACACAAUUCUGCCGCAAUUUGUAGCAAACUGAUAUUUUGUAUUAUUUUAGGUUAUUUUUAGUGAUUUUCACGUUUUUUGUAUUAUUUUUGGGCUGAACAUUCGCUUAUUUGAAGCCCAAUUCGUAGUUAUUAGGUUUAGG